This is a messenger RNA of Symbiodinium necroappetens, 4209 nucleotides long. The record is from the annotation of a GenBank genome assembly. NCBI's taxonomy places the organism in Eukaryota, Dinophyceae, Suessiales, Symbiodiniaceae.
GACGACCUCGGCGAGCUCUACUACCAGGACGAAGAGAACGUUGUGGACUAUGACCAGUCCUGGGAUGAUUUCUACUGGGCUGACGAUGGCUGGUCCUGGGUAGAGCCCGCGGCUAUGUCGGAGUACUGGCUUGAUGGGCCAGACUACUGGGACUAUGAAGGCGAGUCCUGGAACGAGUCGGAUGAGGCCUGGACGGACGCAGACUACGAGGGCUACUAUGACGAGCAUCCGGACUAUCACAACGAGGCCACAGCCGACGAUGCCAGCAACGCCGAUGACUCAUCGUUGUCACCCAAGGCAAGCGAGAACUACCCGAUGAAAGGUGGCAAGGGCGUCGGCUGCUCGGUCUGCGGUUCUCGCUGGCAUUCAUCGUCAUCUUGUCCCGUUGGUGGAGCGAAAGGAAAAGGCGGCUACCGUGGAUCAGGAAAAGGCUACGGCAAAGGCUACGGCAAGGGCAAGAAGGGCAGCUCCAAGUCCAAAGGCAAAGGCAAGGGAAAAUGGCAGCCAAGAAAAGGAAAGGGCAAGUCGAAAGGCUACUACGGAUACAGUACGAAGACUCUGACUCAGAGCUUCACUGCCAGUCGCCCUUCCUGGACUCCGGAGCGACCCAAGACCGUCCACUUCCGCCUGGACCACGACGAGAGGGACACGAUCAUCAACCUCCGGAACACCAAGGACGACCACGAGAAGGCAGACAGGUCCGAGUCGGCCACGGGCAGCCACGAAGCAACCGCCAAAAGAUUGGACUUCACCUUCGCGACCAGCAUCUACAAUGCCACCACCACGUACCACACUGUGCGCGGUGAGAAACGGAGGGGCUUGCUGGUGGAUCCUGGAGCAGCUUCGGGUUUGAUCGGAAGUGAAACCCUCCGGGAUUUGAUGGACAGCUGCUUGGAUCAGGCCCACCGUGAUGAGGUGAAGUGGUGUCACGACAAGACGAACAACGUCAGUGGCAUCUCCGGAACCCCGGAAGCCACUCUGGGGGAAGUGCAUCUGCCCUUACGUAUGUCAGGCGUGGCUGGCACCUUCUCAGCAGAUGUUCUUGGAGGUGAAGGUUCAUUGUGCCCGGCUUUGCUGUCUAACCCAGCUUUGCGGAAGCAGCGAGCGGUGGUUUGGUGCGACUACUUCGCCAACGGAGAUGGAGUGAUGAUCGUGCCGGUCAUAGGCACCAAGGACGAUGGCACACAACACUCAGCUGGAUGGCACUACAUGAGACUGCUCCUCACGGAUUCCGGACAUUAUCUACUACCAGUCGAUGAUCAGAGAAAGGUUUCGCAACAUUCCAGGAAGGACAUCGAGCACCACCUGUUCACCUGGACAUCGGAGAUAGAGCAGAGAUGGAGUGAUGUUCGCCACUGCUUCUUGACGAAGAGAGGCGAACACAACAGUCGGGAACGUGAGCGGUGUGAAGUCAGUGCAGGAACUCAGCAAGGCAACACAGCAGACUCGAAUCCAUUGGAGACUACCUCAUCUACUACCUCUGCGGCUGCUUCGCCAGCCUCCACCUCUACGGUGAGAUCGGGAACAUCGAUUACGGCGAGAUCGGAGUCACUCCUCACCUCCAGCGACUUCGAGAAGGACUCAGUUGGUGAUAGUAGUUUUACGUCAGCAGGCUCGAAUCCGAAGACUACCUCCUCUACUACCUCUGGCGUUUUAUACGAUGUUGCUGCACCGCAGUCUGGUCCUUUUAUGUCGAGUGUUGCUGCACCGCAGUCUGGUCCCAAGAUCGCAGGAGUCAGUGGCGACAUUUCUUCCACUGCACUACCUAGCAAGCCGUUUCUGGAUGGCCCACCUAUGACGCCUGAGAACCUGCCGGAGAUCGACAGUUGGUCACUUGAGGGUGACUACCUAGUGCGCCGCCGCAAGGUCCCUCGUCGGAUUCUGUUUACACCGCGGUGCGCUUUGGAUUGCCCUGUGGAUCAUGCUGUGAUCCAAGCAGAGCGCACCACUUACAUGUCGAAAAUUCCCAGGCGACUUGGUGAGGCUGUUCUGCGGGACGACUGGGAGACCGCAAACACUCCCAAUAAGGACAUGGAGCAGCUGUGGAUCGGACGCACUGUUUUCAAGGUGCGGAAGGCUAAGGAGAAGGCAGCAGCGUCACCAACGACUACAGCCAGCGACCUGUCUUUGGAUCCGAAGGACUUUCCUCACUACGACGGUGACAUGUUUCCGGAUCAUUGGAGCGAGGACAAGAAGCUCAAGAUGCAUGAGAAGUACAAGGCCAUUCCUGAAGAGUUCUAUACGAAGUCUGGCAGGAAGCCGAUCACGCCAAGGAAUGUGAAACCUUGGCUGAAAGCAGCUGCUGGCAGGGGCUUGCGAUGGCAGUUCUGGGAACUAUGCUCUGGAAGUGGCCGCCUGAGCUUGAUUCUGAUGACGGCCUCCAUGAUGACUGGCUUUCCCGUGGACUACAGAUACGGCUGGGACAUGUCAUGGCCGGAACAUCAACAGUUGCUACGACAGUGCUAUCAAGAGUUCAUUCCGGCCCAUGUCUUCGCGGCCCCCACAUGCACUCCAUGGACGACCGCAUCAUCGUCCAAGGACCGGGAGAUUCGGAUGCAGGAAAGACAACAUGAACUACCAACACUCGAGUUCCUAUACGAGGUCAUGUUGCAACAGCACAAUGGAAAUUUGGGUUUUAGUCUUGAGCAGCCCUAUGCCUCGGCAAUGCUCAUCGACAGCCCGAUCUCUCGGCUCAGAGACAUUGUGGGUGUGCGCGCAUGGCGCACCGAUCAGUGCAUGCUUGGAGCUCGCGACGAAAAGAAUGCUCCCGUUCGGAAGUCCACGGCCAUCCUCAGCAACCGUCGGUGGCAACAAGUGAUCAAACGUUGUGACAACCACCGAGGUCAGCCACAUGGAGUUCUACAAGGUCAAGUCAGAGGAAUCAAUCGCACGGCCAUGGCAGCAGUGUAUCCCAAGCGGUUGUGUCAGCUGUAUGGUCAGGACCUAUGGAGAAUUCUGCGAAAGGACGUGGUGAUGUCCUGCAAGCCUUGGCCACAUCAGCUAGUGUGGACACACUCCAUGUACUACUCCUGCGAGCGAUGUCAACUCGGACGAUCAGCCCCUCCAGGCGUCGAACACAACCUGAUUCCGGGACAGUGCCGUUAUGGACAGCCUGGCAUGCGGCGAACACGAGCGCCGCGGACUGCUCCACCGGAGCCACCACCUGAGGUACCACCAGCGCCAGAAGAGCCAACGGCUCCUGUUACUACGACUACGCCAACCGCGGAAGGCUCCACGGCACUCAAGAAAACAGACCUGGAAGACGCCACGGGGCCCUUCAAGUUUCUUGCUCGCAACGGCGACUACACUCGUGUGGCCUUGGACUGUGAUCGGAGUCUGCCACUCACUAUGGAGCAGCGGUUGUUCCUCAAGGCAGCGCUCCUUCAAAUGCUUCGCACGUGCAUCGACAUCUUCAACAAGAACACCUCCGUCGACUAUGACCACUGGCUGGAGGACCCGAUUUUGCUGCAAGUAUUCCAGGAGAUCUUCCAGCAGCACUUCUCGGUCCUCGGAGUGAUGUGCUCACUCCGGCCCUGGCGACGCAAGGUUCCAGACCCUUAUCUCAGCUCGGCAUGUGCCCCUUUGCGGUUGCUCGUCAGUGGCAACAUGCAGAAGUGGCACGUUCAUGCCAUUGAAGACAUGCGUCUCAUGAGCCACAGCCAAUUGCACGCGGCCGUCGACGAGGCGGAUUGGCACUUUCACUUUUUUGGUGUCAAGGAGGGCGACUCUGGUGCCGAUCUCCUUCGUCCAGAUCUUGGAGAUCCUGAUGGCCCGCGCGGUUCUUCUUCCCGGGCUGGCAGGCCAGCGGCUCCGUACCCAUCGGAUCCGUCCGAAAGAAAGAAUGAUGGGAGGAGUGUUGCUGCCACUGACCCGGAACUUCAUGCACCACCACCGGAAGCGGAAGCAGAUGGCAGCGAACCGGCACCGGCAGGUUCAGGUGCAGCAAUGGAUGAGGAAGAAUUUGAGGCGGUUCGGCCGGAAGCCGACGGUGAAGAAGGAGAUAAAGUACUGAAGCCGCUGUUCGAUUUCAAGAAGGCCGGUGUCUUCGUUACCAUGUCGGGCAUCCAGGAGCAGAGCUUUGCAUACCUGCGGAAGUUGGUGGAGCAGCUGUCACCAUACAAGACAGUGAUUGUCGGUCGCGGAGAAGAAAGAGGAGCUGAUCUCGUGGCGCAAGGCCUCUACCACCUCCCUUUCUUUCCAAGAGACCUG